Messenger RNA from Porites evermanni, 1008 nucleotides. NCBI's taxonomy places the organism in Eukaryota, Metazoa, Cnidaria, Anthozoa, Scleractinia, Poritidae. The record is from the annotation of a GenBank genome assembly.
AUGCUUACUUUCAGUCCAGGUCCUCAUAUUGUCAAAUAUGUUGAUGCUGUUAAGGCAAAGAAAGUGACUGAUCCCAAAUCCAAAUCUUAUGAGACCAUCAGUAGUAGUUGCUGUGGUCACAUGAUGACUGCAAAGAUCGCCUUCUUCCCAUCAGUGGUAAAACAGGUCAAUCCUUUUCUCACAGCAUUUCAGACUGAUAAAUCUAUGCUGCCAAUCAUGAGUAUUAGAUUGUGCACUUUGUUGAAAUCGUUAUGUAAUAGGUUUAUCAAGGGUGAACUUGUGACUGAGGCAACAUUUCCUUUGAAGAUCCUGAGGUUAAAGCCUUCUGAUAAAGAACAGCAGUUAGACUACCAGAAAGUUGAUGUUGGCUUUGUGGCACAACAGAUGGUGAAAGAAAAGUCUGGGAAAUUGAGUGAAAGGCAAGUUCUUCAAUUCAGAAUGGAAUGUAAAGAUUUUCUUGCUAAAACAGCUUCUAUACUGCUUGACAAAACACCAAUGAAUUAUCGGCUGGUAAGAAAUAUGUCUUGUCUGUAUCCAAGGCUAAUGGCAUCAGAGAAAGAACGAUGUGUUAACAAAAUGAAAAGAGUUCUGGAAAUUCUUGUGGAAGCCCACAGAUUGAAGGAUGAUGAGUGUGAUGAGGUGAUAUAUCAGUUUGGACAGUUUCUGGAUGAAUGUGCAGGUAAUCCUGACUUCGAAGAUUUUGACCCCAGUGAACCCUUUUCAAGAGUUGACACGCUAUUGUAUGAACACAUGGCUGGUGAUAAGCAACUGGUGAAAGUGUGGAGAGUGGUUGAAUUACUGCUGCUAAUGUCUCAUGGUCAAGCCACAGUUGAACGAGGCUUUUCUGUCAACAAAGAAGUGGUAGUUGAGAACCUGUCAGAAAGAUCGUUCAUUGCACAGAGGAUUAUUCAUGAUCAUAUUGAAUCAGUUGGAGGCCUUGCCAAUGUACAAAUAUCAAAGCAACUUCUUAUGUCAUUUGCUGUCGUGGUACAGAAGUAUCUUUCCUAG